CUCCCAUUUGUCUGUAGCCAGUUGUUGAUGUUUUCGGAAAUUCUUGUAAUUUCUUGACUGUUUCAGCUAGCUGUUGAUCAAGUGUCACCUUAGCUUCAUAUCUAGAUAUGAAGCUCCUCAUAUAUUUAUUUGCUCUACUUCUAGGAGCUUUUCAAAGUGUGGCCAGCACACGGGUCUAUGAGCUCAGUGACAGGUUUUUGGACAUCUACCAGGAGGGUACGUGGCUGGUGAAGUUCUACGCUCCCUGGUGCGGCCACUGCAAGAAGCUGGAGCCCGUGUGGAUGCAGGUGGCUCAGCAGCUGGCGCACUCGGAGGUGCGCGUCGGCCGCGUGGACUGCACCAAGUACAGCGGCGUGGCCAGCCACUUCGGCAUCCGCGGCUACCCCACCAUCAAAUUUAUUCGCGGCUCCGAAUUCGAGGACACCUACGAGGGCGACCGGGAGCGGGAGCACAUCGUCGAGUACGCUCUGCGUAUGAACGCGCCGGUGGUGGCACCCCUGGCCGACCCGGCCGCGGUCCGACAGCUCAGCUCCAAGCACGUGCUGUUCUUCGUCUAUGUCGGAGAGCACGAGGGUCCGCUGUGGGAGGCGUAUAGUGAGCUGGCGGGGAAGUUCCGCGCCCACCACUACUUCUACAGCUGCGACGAGAACGUCUUUCAGAAGGUGGAUAAGAGCGUAUCCGCUCCGUCGGUGGUUGUCUGGAAGGACGGCCGGUUCCGUCCGUUCGAACACUCGCCGUCCGAGCCGCACCUCAACUCCUCGCUCUACCAGUUUGUCAACACGGAGCGGUUCACGAGGUUUAUGAAGGUAACUGCUGGUAACUUUGGCCAGCUGCUGAGCACCGGCCGUCUGCUGGUGAUCGCCGUAGCCGAGGAGGACCCGGUCCGGCGGAUCCCGGCCGUGGAGCAGAAGUUCCGAGACAUGCUGGAGGCGGUGGCCAUCGACACGGCCGACAAAUACUCCUGCCGUAAGGUUCAGUUCGGCUGGGUGGCCCAGCCGAGUCUGGUGAACGGCGUGGCGGCGCGCACGCUGGCCGUGCCCUCUCUGGUGGUGAUUAACGCCUCCGAUUAUACCCACUAUGUACCGGACGACGAGCCGGAUCAGCUCACUGAACAGGCGGUGAUGGUGUUCCUGGACAGGGUGAUGGCUGGAGAUGUGCAGGCUGGCGGCGGCGACUCGUACCCGAUGCGGGUGUACCGGGCCGUGUACCAGGCGCGCAGCUCGAUCGAGGGGAUGUGGCGCGGUAACCCGAUCCUGACUGCGCUGCUGUUCGGCCUUCCGGCCGGCUUCCUUACGCUCAUCUGCUACUCCAUCUGCUGCCAGGACAUCAUGGACGCCGACGAGGAGGACGAGGAUUACGCGUACCACGAGAAAAACGAGUAACUGCGCCGUGCCGCCCUCUGCUGGUCGUCUGUCCGCCCUCUGCCGGCCGUGUCUCUCCGGCCUCCCUCGCCGUAUCGCCCGUGCCAUCGGUGUCUCACCCACCGGUCCGCCCAGCUGCUGCAGCAACACAUACAGGCAGGCGACGGGGUGACGGGGAAGUGUAUAGAGACGGCUGGGAUUGUGGAUGCCGUAUGGCAUCCGUGACUGGUCCUCUGUCAGACGUCGUGAGGUCGGUCUGUCAUCAGCUGUGAGUCUCAGCUACAGUGGUCAAGCUGUCAGCUGCGACUGGUACUCUGUCAGUUGACCGGUCUGUCAGCUGUGACAGUAUGACAGCCGUGAUGCCGGAUCUGCCAGGUCUGUCACCUGCAACUCAUGCAAGUCAUCAAGUCAUCAGGGCAUACUAUGUGGCUGUCGGUACAAUUCGCCCGAUACUGCUCGUGACGCCUCAGUCGCCAUUCUGUGGUCUGGCUCCCCAUAUAAUACCGCCUAGCCAGAAUUCACAGACCGGUACCGAUUAGUCGUGGCUCAGUGUUUCUGAUCGAUGCCGCAUCUCUGGACCAGUGGAUUACUCCGCUUUGUCUCCUGUCAGGCACAGGAAUCGAUCAAAGUCAGGAAUCAUGUAAAGUGUUCAAGUGUGCAUGUGCAUGAAAGAGUGGGGUCUGGAGACUGAAUAGCCAAUUUAUCAUUUAUUACAUUGUACCGUUUUACGAGUGUAGGUACUCUUUUAACUAGCAAUAUGUAUGGAUUUAUUGCAUGAUUAAGUUUAUACCAGAUAUUCAGUUAUACGGACUUUCAAGUCGCGGCCACCACUAAAGAAUGAGGUGCCGUAAGUAUGUUAUGUGUUCAUCUAACUGCCAACUACUCAUUCCUUUAUCGUGGUGGACUCAGUCAUAGAACGGCUGCGAACUAUUUUACCCAUGACGUUUGUCCUGUGCGUAUGUAGCUUGUGUAAUGUAUGCGUGAGUAAUGUAGCAAUCGUCAGUCAAUUCGCUGUUGGCACGUAUCUGUUGUCGCUCGCACUGUAACGGCCGCCGUCUUAUGUGGACUGCUGAGCGUGACUUACGUUCUACGAUACACUACACAGUGCACCUGUCAUUCGGGGGUCUUCGGGAGUCAGAAGUUUGAGAAUGCUCAGGAGGUCCACUGCUACAGCUUUGCCGUGACGUGAUAAUACGAUGCGUAGAUAACAUCAUGACUGCCGUUCUGGAGAGCGAGCUGUUAAUGAACUACCGUUCGGAACUUCUUACAUGAGCUUUGCCCAGCCGUAACAACAUUGUAUGCGUCGUGUGUGAGUGUUUCGUCCCGGGUCAGCUGCGUUGCGGGGUGGUCGGGUCGUGUUUCUCUGUCAGGUGUUUGUGGUUAAGGCGGGGGGGGGGGGGGAGUGACAGUAUUCUCGUUCGCGUGCCAUAUGUGACCUCUCGGGUCAUGCGUGUGACCGCUCGGGUCACUCCUGUAACCUCCUGGCUGCCAUUUGUGUUACAUGUCUCUCCCGAUCGGAUAUCUAGUCAGUCACUCGCGGACAAAGCCAAAUACAUGACUGGCUCCGUGGCCAUCCACGGCACCAGCGAGUUGAACAAA
This is a messenger RNA of Amphibalanus amphitrite, 2960 nucleotides long. RefSeq names its product protein disulfide-isomerase TMX3-like. The coding region runs from base 108 to 1382 and encodes 424 amino acids. NCBI's taxonomy places the organism in Eukaryota, Metazoa, Arthropoda, Thecostraca, Balanomorpha, Balanidae. Gene Ontology annotation, molecular function: protein disulfide isomerase activity. Gene Ontology annotation, cellular component: endoplasmic reticulum. The transcript has 10 exons. Gene Ontology annotation, biological process: peptidyl-cysteine oxidation. The record is from RefSeq and is a predicted model, not a curated record.